CUGCUCCCUGCCGCCUCAGCUCCUCCACCCUCGACACUCCAGCGGAGAUGGUGAAGGCCAUUAGGGUCCACGAGGUGGGCGGCCCCGACGCGAUGCGAUGGGAGGAGGUGCAUGUGGGGGAGCCCAAAGACGGGGAGAUCCGGGUGAAGAACACCGCCGUCGGCGUCAACUUCAUCGACGUCUACUUCCGCAAGGGGGUCUACUCCGCGCCCCUCCCCUUCACACCCGGUAUGGAAGCUGUUGGCGUGGUGACCGCCGUAGGGCCUGGCAUCACUGGCAUGAAAGUCGGGGACGUUGUCGCGUACGCCGGCAUGCCUAUGGGUUCCUACGCUGAAGAACAGAUCAUACCGGCCAGUGUCGCCGUCCCUGUCCCGUCUUCAAUCAAUCGUAACACUGUGGCUGCUAUCUUGCUCAAGGGGAUGACUGUCCAUGUUUUGAUCCGCCGUGUAUUUAAGGUUGGGCCUGGACACACUAUUCUGCUCCAUGCCGCUGCUGGUGGAGUUGGUUCGCUCCUUUGUCAGUGGGCGAACGCACUUGGGGCCACGGUCAUCGGAACCGUCUCUAACGAAGAGAAAGCUGUGCAUGCGGCUCAAGAUGGAUGUCACCAUGUGAUCAUUUCCAUCAAGGAAGAUGUCGUGGCGAGAGUCAAGGAGAUCACAGACGGAAAAGGUGUAGAUGUGGUCUAUGAUUCUGUUGGAAAGGAUACAUACAAGGUUUCUUUGGAAUCCUUGGCUGUCCAUGGUUACCUGGUGUCGUUCGGGGAGUCCUCAGGUUCACCCGAUCCAAUUUUGAUCAGCGACCUGUCUCCCAAGUCGCUGUUCCUGACAACGGCCAGCAUGUUGACCUACACGGGCACCCGCGAUGAGCUGCUCCAGUCGGCAGGUGAGGUGUUUGCCAACCUGGCCAGCGGGGUGCUGCGCAUCCGCGUGAACCACACGUACCCAUUGUCCGAGGCGGCCCGCGCCCAUGCCGACCUCGAGGCCAGGAAGACCUCAGGGUCUAUACUGCUCAUCCCGGACAACUAAACAAAUAUCCUUUUUUUUUAGUUUCCGUGUUAUGGCGUAUGAAUAAACAGGGGAUGAUCUGUGUGUGUGCAAGCCUCUGUCCGUGUGAUCUGUUUAUAUGUUGAAUUCAGUAAGGACGAGCGUGUGGUAGUAGUAGUACAGUUGUGGUCCUCCUGUCCACGUCAGUGUGGAGUAAGUACCUUUGUGGAUGAUCAUCUAUCUAUAUGUCAUGUGGUUUGUUAUUGGUU
Lolium perenne is the source of this 1252-nucleotide messenger RNA. RefSeq lists its product as uncharacterized. The record is from RefSeq and is a predicted model, not a curated record. Lineage: Eukaryota; Viridiplantae; Streptophyta; Magnoliopsida; Poales; Poaceae. Gene Ontology annotation, cellular component: cytosol. Gene Ontology annotation, molecular function: NADPH binding; mRNA 3'-UTR AU-rich region binding; quinone reductase (NADPH) activity.